CCAGUAAAUCUACCAGAGAGAGAGGAAGAGAAGAUGGACACUGCAGAUUAUGAGACUACAAUAAAGACUGAAGGUGUUACAUCAGCUGACAGUUUAGAGGUGACGUUAGAGAAUGCGGAGCCACACAUUGAGGAUCAUCUGACCAUCAUAAAGACUGAAGUUGAUACAUUUCCUGUUGACCAUAUAGAUGGUUUCAUUAAAGCACCAAGAAACCGAGGUGUUCCUGACUAUGGCUUGGUGAAACUGCAGGAAGACCAGGUUGAUCAUGAGGUGGUUAUGCUUAUGAACGAGGAAGAGUUAUCUACAUAUUUACCACAAUAUGGAGACAGUGUGUUUGCAAGAAACUGCUUGGACGUUGUAGACAGGCCAGAGAGUGUUAAAGACAUGAAAGAAAAGUUGAUCAACCGCAUGAGGCAGAAAACGAAACUCCAAGAAGCCAGAAUGGAAAGAUCUGUUUAUAACAUUGGAAAUAAAAAUGCAGAAAGGAAAACCCGACAGAUGGAACUCGGGUGGCUGCAUUAUCAAGCAUUCUGCUAUAAACAGGUACGACGACCAUUAGGGGGAGGAACUCGCAUAAUAAAUGUGAAAAAAGAUGAUACAGUGUCCAAUAUAAUGGAUAUUGGGAAGAAUCUUUUUUUCCCAAAUGGAAUCUCAAAGAAAGGCAGACUAGUGGAUAUGGAUAUCAUGGUAUCUCUGCUUGGUACAUAUGAACCACUGCAACCUGAUUUAACUGUUCGUAACCUAUUUGAUCAAACACAGCACAAACAUCUCAGAUUGUACAUAUGCAGUAAACCUAAAGUUUCAGACCACUGUCCAAACCGUUCCAUGCCGUCAACCAGUGCUGAUUCUCCAUACAGGCAUUCAGCUAGUACUCACACUCUAGAAAGUCCAUGUCUGCUUCUCGGGCCUCCUGACAAUAGACACAAAUCUCCAGUGUUCUUCUCUAGCAACAGUCAAGAUUGUGUAGAUGAUCUGAAUGAAACACUGAUUCAUUCUCCUUUCCAAAUUAAAACCAAAUCAUCUGGCGAAGUCUUGUUGGAUACCACCAUACAGCAGUCUCAAGAAUUCAGUCCACUUCCAGAAGUGGUUUAUCAACAUUCAUCAGGUUCUAGAAGCAAUUGUGUUACAAGAACAAUCUGUGAAGACCAAACAAAUGUAGCUGAAAAGCAAACCAUUCCAAUCCACUGUUCUAACAUUCUUUCUGACAUGGUUAAAGCUUUUACUGAUGAGAACAUUUUGCAUGCUACCAUAAUGUUUAAGAGGCUGCUUGAGAAUGGGGAAGAAGAAUCUGCUGUUGGUAAAGCGGUAAUCCAAGAUUGUCUUACUGAUUUUUGGAAUCAGUUUUAUGAGAGGAGAACAAGUGGAACCACCUUCAAGAUUCCAACUCUCCACUAUUGCUACCAGGAAAAAGAAUGGAAAGCAAUUGCAAGAAUAUUUGCAUAUGGAUGGCGAUUUGGCUACUUGCCAGUGCAACUUGCUCCUCCGUUCUUAGUAGAGGUUCUGACUCUCCCACCAAAAGAGAGCUCUCUGAUGGAUACAUUUUUUAAUUACAUAAGCCAACCAGAGAAGGAUAUCUUAACCGAAGGUUUAAAUGAUUUUAACAAUGCAGACAUAGAAGAAAUAAUCAGUGUACUCUCGGGCCAUAAUUGUUCUACUAUGCCAACAGAGCAGAAUUUUUCAAGACUUUUAGAAGAGAUUGCUUGCAAAGAAUUAUUGCAACAACCUGCUUACAUUAUCAAUUGCUGGAAGCCAAUUCUGAGAGAAGUUGGGGAUUGUGUACGUGUCAAGGGAUUUGAGAGAAUACUUUCUGAUCUCAAGCCUAAUGCAAGAAAAGUGGCCAAAUUCAUCAAAUUACCAGCCAACAUGUCUUUACAAGAAGCCACUACUUCCAGCUAUUUGUUGCGUUUUAUAAGAGAAAGGGACGAUAAAGCGCUCAGUCUCUUUCUGCGAUACUGCACUGGAUCAGAUUUGUUUUUGUCAAAACCAAUCAGUGUAACAUUUAGAGAAAUGUCUAACUUUGAGAGACAUCCUUUGGCCCACACCUGCUCUUGUGAAUUAGAGUUAGCAUCUAAUUACUCAUCAUAUAUUGAUUUUCGAGCAGAAUUUUCCCAAGUACUCAAUAGUGCAUUUGGUUAAUCAAUACGAUUUAGCGUUAGACCACUGUAAUUUUAACAAUACUUUAUAUAAAUCUUCCGUUUCUAAUUCAGCAGCAAGUACAAGUCAUUUUUUUCUUUUUAACACUAUUUGGCUAAAGCUUACUCUUCCAAUCAAUAAAUACAUUGCAAGGAGGAACCUUUGCAUAGAGUCCAAGAUGGCUGCAUCUUAUGGGACCAAUUUAUCCUAUUUUAUUCCUAAAGAUUUUAUAUUUUGUAUACUGAGAUCCUAAAGGGGCAUCUGCUGAUCAUUGAAGGGCUUUGUGUUAUUUAUAUUUAACUUAAUUUUUUGAACAUUUGUUUUGUAUAGUUGGACUUUCAGGAAACCAAAUUGUAUUGUCCUAUUUUUGUUACAUUAAGAUGUUCCUUUUAUUUUGUGCCUAUAAGCAAAACCAAAUGUACCUCUGUAAAUGUAUUUAAAAGUUUAAAGAGAAAUGGGCAUAUUAGUGAAGUAAGUUCCACUAUGAUAUUAGCGUAACUGUUUUUAUGUUAAAGGGACAUAA
Messenger RNA from Bombina bombina (fire-bellied toad), 2656 nucleotides. RefSeq lists its product as uncharacterized. Lineage: Eukaryota; Metazoa; Chordata; Amphibia; Anura; Bombinatoridae. The record is from RefSeq and is a predicted model, not a curated record. Gene Ontology annotation, molecular function: ubiquitin-protein transferase activity. The transcript is spliced from 4 exons. The coding region runs from base 34 to 2136 and encodes 700 amino acids.